AUGAACAGGACCUUAUCGCAUCGCCGUCUGCAACGUCGUCAAGGCCAACAUUUCAGUCUUUUCCCCUCUAUUUCUUCAACACAUCCAGCCGGUACGAGAUUUCGAAGCUAUUUCGCCGAUAUUUUGGAACAUCGCCGAUAUUUUGUCAACGGCAGCUGCAGAGGCGGCGGGUUCGCGCAUUUUGGAGAUCAAAUUAGCGAACCAUGUAACUCUGCCCCGAACCAGGUAGCUCUGGUUCGUCCCCUUAAAACCCACAAAACAGUACAGCUCUUAGGCAAGUUCCCAAUGUCCGCUGACCUGCGUCGCAUGCACCCUUCUCUCAAGGUACACUAUCAUACUUUCAGCUCCACUCGAACCUUAAUUACAAGCUCCCGAAGCUUUGAUUAUUUUACUCAGUUUUUGCCAUUUGCUAAUGACCCCAGCUCCAAAUCCUUGAGCUCUAUAAACUCUAAUGAACGACGUAAAGUCACUGUUGGGUUAUCAAGACUAAUAAAGAAGCAACAAGUCUACGCUUUGAAGGAGUUUUCUAGACGGUUUUGCCCAUUAUUGCUGGCACAGGUUAUGAAACUAUUAGGCUCUAGAGAAACUGCAUUUGGAUUCUUUAAAUUAGCCUUUAGGGAUGAUAGUGAACAAAUUGUGAGGUCUUGUUGUAUUGUUGCACAUUUGUUGGCAGGGGAGAAUCUACGUUUUCUAGCUCAAGAUGUCGUUUCGUGUGUAAUUGCGAAAAUUGAGCCGAGUAGGAGUAGAGAUUUGGUGGGGUUUAUGUGGGCAGGUCAUUGUGAAUAUGAGUCAGAUUUCUCAGUUCUUGAUACACUUAUGAGGGGUUUCUUGAAGGUGGAAAUGGGUUUGGAGGCGUUGGAGAUUGUGAGUAGGAUGAGGGAGGUGGGGUUGAGGCCGAGUUUGUCAGCAAUUACGAAUCUUUUCAGGCUUUUGAUUAGGAUUGGUGAUUAUGGUAGUGUCUGGAAGGUGUUAAGGGAUAUGAUUCGGAAAGGGCCUCGCCCCUCAAAUUAUACUUUUUAUGUAAUGAUUCUUGGGUUUUGUAGAAAAGGGUUGCUUAGAGUCGGAGAGAGUUUAUUACAUGUGAUGUGGAAAUUCCAGUGUGAUCCGGAUGUUAUUACAUAUAACACUGUGAUCAAUGCAAAUUGUGUGAGGGGACAGACACUAGAUGCACUUCACUGGGUGCAUUUGAUGACUUCAAGGGCCUGUAAACCGAGCAUUGUUACAUUUAGUACCAUUUUAAAUGCCUUAUGUAAGGAAGGAAAUCUGGUGGAAGCUAGGAAGCUUUUUGAUGGGAUCCCAGAUAUGGGUUAUUCUCCUAGUACCAUAAUAUACAAUACCAUGAUGGACGGGUAUGUUAAGGGAAGGGACAUGGGUCAGGCAAACAUGAUAUAUGAAGAAAUGAGGAACAAGGGAGUAUCUCCUGAUGGCAUAACUUUUAAUAUCUUGAUUGCUGGGUAUUACAAGUAUGGAAGGGAAGAGGAUGCAGACAGGUUGUUAAGGGAUUUAUCUGUAUCAGGGCUGAUUCCAGAUUCUUCAUUGUAUGAUAUCUUGGUUUCUGGGUUAUGUUGGGCAGGUCGGUUGGACGAUGCCAUGGAAUUUUUAGAGGAUAUGCUAGAAAAAGGUUUACCGCUAAGUGCUGUUGCUUUCAACUCAGUUAUUGCAACUUGCAGCAGAGUAGGGUUAGAACACAAGGCCUAUAAGGCCUAUAAGUUUAUGAUUGCAUUUGGUAUAACUCCUUCAUCUUCUACAUGUAGCUCUUUGCUUAUGGGUUUAUCCAAGAAGGGGAACCUGCAGGAAGCCAGAGAACUUUUGUGUAAGAUAAUAGAGAAGGGGUUUCCGAUAAAAAAAGCUGCUUUCACGGUGAUUUUGGAUGGGUGCUUUAGAAUUGGUGAUUUAGAUGGGGCUCAAAGUUUGUGGAAUGAGAUGAAAGGAAGAGGGAUAUGCCCUGAUGUUGUUGCCUUUUCAGUAUUUAUCAAUGGACUAUCUAAAGCUGGUCUAGUGGAAGAAGCAUAUGACAUAUUCCUGGACAUGUCAAGGAAAGGGUUCGUGCCUAACAAUUUUGUCUAUAAUUCCUUGAUUGGUGGGUUUUGCAACUGUGGGAAGUUGAAUGAUGCAUUGAAGUUGGAGAGUGAGAUGAGGAAAAAGGGUCUUCUUCCAGAUAUCUAUACAACCAAUAUAAUCAUUAAUGGGUUCUGUAAACAGGGGAGAAUGAAGUCAGCAGUUGAUACAUUUAUGGACAUGUACCGAUCUGGGUUAAUACCAGAUAUUGUCACGUACAAUACCUUAAUUGGCGGUUAUUGUAAAGCAUUUGACUUGGCUGGAGCAGAUGAGUUUUUGUGUAAGAUGCAUGCCAGUGGGUGGGAACCAGAUAUCACAACCUAUAAUAUACGUAUGCAAGGUUUUUGUAGUGUCCGAAAAAUAAAUCGAGCUGUAAUGAUGCUGGAUGAGCUUGUUUCAAGAGGUGUUGUUCCAGACACAGUUACAUACAACACUUUGAUGAAUGGUGCUUGUGUUGACAUACUGGAUCGUGCUAUGAUUUUAAUGGCUAAACUGCUUAAGGUGGCCUUUCUUCCAAAUAUUGUUACAGCUAAUGUAUUGUUGUCUCAGUUCUGCAAGCAGGGGAUGCCUGAGAAGGCUCUAAUGUGGGGUCAGAAGUUGAGUGAUAUUCCAAUUUGGUUUGAUGACAUUACCUACAAACUAUUGGAAAGAGCCUAUCAUAAUAUGCAAGAAGGUUCUAAAAUUUCCAGUGGGACACCUGAAAAAAGCCUCUUCCUGGAUUUCCUCAUGUACAUUACAUAUGAUUACUUAUGUAGAAAUAAACCUCGCAGAUAG
Molecule: messenger RNA, 2832 nt
Organism: Prunus armeniaca (apricot)
Lineage: Eukaryota; Viridiplantae; Streptophyta; Magnoliopsida; Rosales; Rosaceae
Source: the annotation of a GenBank genome assembly